ACUGGGCCACUCACAAUUUGUCAUAUGGACAUUUUAGGAGACACGAACCCCCGAAAAAACAACAACCAGGAGGUUUACUAUGACACACUGAGCUGCGGAUUAUAGCAGGAAGGAAGCGAUAUUUUAUUCUUAUAAUAAACAUGAUUGAAUAUUAUAGUGAGACCGGACAGGAUGUUUUUUUACAUUGUCAAAUAUGCAUAUAUUAAAAUAAAAUAAAAUAUAACAAGACAAAAAAUAAAAUAUAACAAGACCUAUUUUAACAAUGUAACAUUUUAAUGGGUCCUUGGGCAAUGCGGCUGUGAUGUAGCCUAAUAAACCAGAUCCAAACCCCCCCUCCCAUCCUAUUUCUAACCGAGUCGACUCGCUGCUUUGAGACAGACAGAGACAGGAUCAAGGUGCCAGCAACAGCAGCAGCAACACACCGAGGACAGAAGACCACCAACCAUUCUCCAUCACCAGAUAAGGCCCAGGAUCCUCUUUCCCCCAGAAAACAGGAGGUUUAUUUGUUGCAUCGCAGGGUGGGACGCUGGCAUCUUCUUUGGAGGAAUGGCAGAAGAGGAGUUACAAACCUUUACCUCUAUCAUGGACGCGUUGGUUCGCAUCAGUUCCAACAUGAAGAGUAUGGAACGGGAGCUGCAUUGCCCGGUGUGCGAUGAGAUGGUGAAGCAGCCCAUCCUCCUGCCGUGUCAGCACAGCGUGUGUCUGCUGUGUGCGGCCGAGGUGUUGGUACAAAGAGGUUAUCCUCCUCCAGACCUCCCUCCGGAGCCCAACUCGCCGGCCUCCACACCCAACAAUCGCUCCCCACGGCAGGCACGAAGACCCACACCCAGGACCCCUGACCGCCUGGAGCGGGUCCUCAGAACAGUGUGCGGGACAUACCCAGGGCGGAGGCGGAAGGACGCGGCCCCUCCCCCCAUGUUGUUCCCGUGUCCUUCCUGUCAGCAGGACGUGGAGCUCGGAGAGAAAGGCCUGACAGACUGCCUCCGCAACCUCACGCUGGAGCGGAUUGUGGAGAGGUACAGGCACACAGUCAGUCUGGGCAGUGUAGCCAUCAUGUGUGGCUUCUGUAAGCCUCCUCAGUCUCUCGAGGCCACCAAAGGCUGCGCUGACUGCAAGUCCAACUUCUGCAACGAGUGUUUCAAACUCUACCACCCCUGGGGAACCCCUCGAGCUCAGCACGAACACAUUCUACCCACCAACAACUUCCGGCCAAAGGUCCUAACGUGCACGGAACAUGAGCAGGAGAGACUGCAGUGGUACUGCCGUAACUGCCAGAGGUUACUGUGCCCACUUUGUAAGCUCCGUCGUGUCCACCAUGGACACAAAGUGAUGCCUAUAGCACAGGCCUAUCAGGCCCUCAAGGACAAGGUUACCAAGGAAUCCAACUUUAUCCUGGCCAACCAGGAGACAAUACAGAGUCAGACCACUCAACUGGAAGCAGCCAUCAAACAGAUGGAGGCGAACAGCGCAGUGGCGCUGCAUCAGCUGACCCAUUGUAUCAGGGAGCUGGGAGCGGCUGUAGCAGAGCGUCAGGGGGCUUUGGCUCUGGCCCUUGAGGGAUCUCGCAGCAGGAGGGAGGACGCCCUGUGUGCCCAGGUCUCAGAGAGGCGAGGCCUGCUGGAGCACGCGGGUCUGAUGGCCUACACACAGGAGCUGCUCAAGGAGACCGAUCAACCCUGCUUCGUACAGGCUGCCAGAGUCACGCACAGCAGGCUUGUGAAGGCCAUAGAAAACCUCCAAUGUUUCACUCUCUCAGCUGAUCCCUCCUUCAGACACUUUCACCUAGAUGCAACCAAAGAGGUCAAGCUCAUCCAAGGCUUGGAGUUCAUACGUGCCCCAGUGGCUCCAGUCAUCGACACUCAGAAGACACUUGCUUACGACCAGCUGUUUUUGUGCUGGCGCCUCCCUCAGGACUCGGCCCCGGCUUGGCACUUCUCCGUCGAAUACCAGCGACGAGCAGGAGGGGCUGCAGCCACAUGGGGCGGCACCAGAUCUCCUAAUAAUGCAGCAGCAUGGCUGCGUCUGGACGAAGUGAGAGGGACCAAUGCUGUGAUUGAUCGACUGCAGAUGGACAGUGUGUAUGUGCUCAGGGUGAGAGGCUGCAACAAGGCCGGGUUUGGAGAGUACAGUGAAGAAGUUUACCUCCACACUCCACCAGCACCUGUGUUGAGUUUCUCCUUGGACUCACGCUGGGGGUUGCACGCUGACAGGCUGGCUUUGGGUAGAGGCCAAACCUACGCCCGCAGCGUGCCAGGCCUUUCGCUCCUGCAGGCCGCCGACCGCACGCUCACGUCUUGCCAAUUGACUUCUGACCUGCUAGUUGCUGACUUGGCUGUCAGUCAAGGCAGACACUACUGGGCAUGCUCUGUGGAGCCUGGUUCCUACCUGGUAAAGGUGGGAGUAGGACAGGAGGCGAAGCUUCAAGAGUGGUUUCAUCUCCCUCAGGACAUGGCCAGCCCUCGCUGUGACCCAGACAGUGGCCAUGACAGUGGGGCAGAGGACGGCCAGGACUCUCCUCCCUUCUGUUUCCUCACAAUGGGCAUGGGCAAGAUCCUGCUUCCUCAAGGACAUGGACACACUCAAAGCCAGGUGGACAGCCAGAGCCAGGGGGGAGUGCACUCCCACAGCAGCCACAGUAACAUGCCUCACCUUCACACUGCUCCUCUGCCACCCCGACUGGGAGUGUGUCUGGACUGUGACAAAGGACGCGUCACCUUCUACGAUGCCCACUCGCUGCGGAUCCUGUGGGAGGGACACGUGGACUGUUCGGCUCCAGUGUGUCCGGCCUUCUGCUUCAUCGGCGGAGGGGCCCUGCAGCUGCAGGACCUCGUGGCCACCCGGAGCAUCGACGAGCCGCCGCCGCGGAGAGUAACUAUCCAAACACGUGCGACAAAUCUCAGCAAAUAAAUUGUGGCGUGACAGCAGUUUGUGGGCACAGUUCACUCAGCAAUCAAAGUUUAUGUCUGUAGAGUUAAAGGUGGUUUAUAUUCACCACUUAAUGUGAGUUGAUAAUUGCCUUGAUCCUGUGAAACUUGGAUACUUGAUUGAACUGUCGCUGCUGGAUAUUUUUCCUCUCGAUGUGAUUGUUGAGAUCUUAAUACAAAUAUCUGAUGUACUUUUGCAUUUGCACUUGGCCUGAAUAUCAAAUAUCUCUUUUGGCUAUUUUUUUUCCUGCUUUCUUUCUUUCUUCUCAAUUGUGCAAUGCUCCUAUGGACAUUGUGACUGAAGUGAUUUUAGACUAUGCAGAAUUCCGUCGACACGGUGAGUGAAUCACCUUUAUAGCAGGUUAAAUCUGUUUGUAAUGUAAGAAAAAAAUCUGCCCUCCUUUUACACUUGUCUUAAAGGUACAGUUUCUAGAAUUUGGUGGCAUCUAGUGGUGUGGUUGCAGGUGACGUGAGUCACCGAGUGCAAAACCGUGGUAACGCCGUUCACUUCGCUCAGAGGCCAUCCUUACCAUAAUAACACUACUUUAGGAGCAAUGGAAGUCAGACGGCGUCUGGCGGUACCACGGUUUUGCACUCUGCGGCUCACGUUACUGCAGUUUCCCAAAAUGGGGCGGAGAACAACGGUUGCCUUCAGAUAACAUAAAAACGUGAAAGGCUCUUUCUAGAGCCAGUGUUUGGUUUGUCCGUCCUGGGCUACUGUAGAAACAUGGCGAACUAUGUGAAGAGGACCCGCUCCCUAUGUAGAUAUGAAGGGCUCAUUCUAAGCUAACAAAAACAUAACGAUUCUUAGUGAUUAUACACUUAUGAAAAAACAGUUAUGAAUAUUAUAUUCCAUUUCUGAUAAUAGAUCCCCCGAAACGUUACACACUGUUCCUUUAAUUUGUCCAAGAAUGACUGGACAACAAAAGUUGCAUGCAAGUGUAACUAGGAUUCAUAACUUACAUUAUGCAGAUAUGACUGUCACCUUGUAAAAGCACCUCAGAUGUACUGUACGUCUAAUUUUAUAUCUUGAUUUUUGUAUGUAGCUUCAACAAGUGUUAAUGAUGUGUAUAUAAUUCUGAAUUAGAGAAUGUGAACAAUCUUCGGUGGUAAAGUUGCGCUGGCUCACAUCAGGAUCAUGCGUCUCAGUGUCUGAACAGUACCGCUGGUAUUUUAUAUAGUCGCUGUUUUGCAUUUCAAAAAAGGACUCUUGUGGCAUUUCGGCUCAGUAAACACGCUCACAGUUGCCUCAAUGUUUUCAAAAGAGAUAAAGUAUAAACGUUUCUGAAGCAUCAUGAUCUCAUAAUGCUGUUUGAAUUAAUAACGUGUGAAUACAUUUCAGUGUUUUACAUUUUGACUAAAUGUAGAUGGCCUACUUGUCCAGUUUUAAACUGUGGUGUUUGAGUGAUUUGCACAUACAUGUUAAUGAUGAGAUGUGACGUUAAAGGAAGUGGAUGGAUGAAGUAGGCUAAUGAGAAGAGGUCUAUUUUAUGAGCUCUGGUUGACUUCAAAUUUGACUUUUUUUUCUAUAGCUUUUGUUUUUCUUACAGUAGCUCUUAUUGAAUAAGCUGAUAUAAAGAAUUUGGAGAAUGUAAGAGUCCUGUUAUGCCUCAUUUCAGUGCAAGAGAUUGUCUAUAUUGUAAUAUUUCCAAGACUCAGACUGUAUUUUGAUAUACAAUAUGAUUUUCUGGUGUGUAUCCUCGUCUUGAAUGAUGUUCUAGACUCCUCUACUUGUGUUACAGCACAGCAGCACUUGAAUGACUUUAGACUGUAGCAUCCCAGAAAUCACUCUCUCUCUCUCUCCAUUUAGAGUUAACCUUGGCUGGCAGAAUGUUUCUAUCAUGUCAUGAAAAAAAACAAUAAAUGACUGAUAACUGUAA
Molecule: messenger RNA, 4804 nt
Organism: Sebastes umbrosus (honeycomb rockfish)
Lineage: Eukaryota; Metazoa; Chordata; Actinopteri; Perciformes; Sebastidae
Gene: trim46a
Product: tripartite motif containing 46a
Exons: 12
Coding region: 547-2907 (786 amino acids)
Molecular function (GO): protein binding; zinc ion binding
Source: RefSeq, a predicted model, not a curated record